Heterotrigona itama is the source of this 1007-nucleotide messenger RNA. The record is from the annotation of a GenBank genome assembly. NCBI's taxonomy places the organism in Eukaryota, Metazoa, Arthropoda, Insecta, Hymenoptera, Apidae.
AUGGGAUAUUCGGUUUGCUUGUACCUACACCAAGUAAAUAAAUUGGUCUCAGACGAGAGAUUACGAAGUCACAGAGCGAUCAAAGUUGAGGAGAGAGGCUGCGUUCAGGGAUAAAUUAGGACUUUGAAUAUGCAUAUUAUAUCAUCGUGUUUCACAUUAACGCAUUCAACGGGAUAACGAAUGUGACCGACGUAAUUUCAAACAGAUACGCGAAGUUUUCAAUUGUGCGUUAAUAUUUCAGGGAGCAGAAGAUACGACUUCGAAGGUUGUGACGCGUUAAUAAUUUCUUUUCGUUUUAAACCACAAGUUCGCCAUGAAAAAUGAAAUAUUCGUAGGAUGAACGACGUAACGUGCAAAUUCUCUCUUACUUUUUAUUUUCAAUUUAUCGUCAGUUUCCUGUUUGUUAAUCUACCAUCCUCUCCAAAGAUAUCAACAUUGAACACUGACCGAUUCGACUCGACAAUCUGUCGAGAACUUGCCUGAAAUCGCAAUCGGUUUUUCUAUUACUCGAGAGAGGGAGGAUGAUCGCCACGAUCUUUCUGUUUCAGAUAAUCACGGAUCAGCUGAAGAGCGAAGAGGUGAACACAAAAGUGACGAACGACUGGAAGUUCGCGGCGAUGGUGAUCGACAGAAUGUGCCUAAUCAUUUUUACUCUGUUCACCAUCAUCGCAACCAUCACCGUCCUACUGUCGGCGCCGCACAUCAUCGUCACCCGACUCAAAACAUCGGCGGUCGACGAGGAUCGUGCGUUGCGCAUCGGUGCGGACGGCGAGGAACGCGAACACGACGACGACGAUGACGACGACGACGACUAUUACUACUACUACUACUACUACUACUACUACUACUGCGACAAUGACGAUGACGACUAUCACGACCUGUUCCAUGCUAGGAUUACGCGAACAACGUUCACAACGAUGUUUCUCCUACGUUUGGAUGUCCAACUGAUCGGAAGUCGAGCCUCAGAGUCGUGCGUUGUUACGGCUGGUUUUUCGAGUUUCCGGUGA